AUGGCGUGCGAAUCUUGUGGCUGGGUUACCACGUCGCACCCGCCGACCGUCGAAACAGGUCUCCUACGUACCCCGAGUCAGGAGGCCGAACCGUCUUCCACAGGCCGAUCCAAGAUGCCGUCGAGUUCGAGCACAAACAGGAUCAUGAUUAGCCUCUUCUUCCGGGAGCGGCUGAUACCGACCCGAAACGAGUGCGACGACUUUGCGCGCGCAAUCACGCAGAGCCCGCUGAGCCUUGCGUUGCUCCAAGGCGCCAGCAGCUACACUUCGUCGGGCCGGCUGGACUGCGACCUGCUCCGCCAGGCCAGAGAGACGUACAGCAACCUCUGGGCAUACAAAAUUAUGCGAAUGCAGGGUGUCCCGGUGUACGCUCUGCGGGCGAAUCCGCCAGGAGACGUCGACGACUCGCCUUUUUGCCGGACAGUUCUCGACUUUGCCAGUUGGUCGAUCCCCCGCUCCGGGUCGAUAUAUCAUCACCCAUACAACGCACAAGGUCAAGCUAAUACUGUGCCUCGUUCGACCACCAGAUUCUGCGCCGCCACCUGGAAGAAUCGCCCCGCGAACCAGCCACCGCCCCGGGCGACGCUGCAAAACGAGCAGACGUGGACCUGGCGCGGGACGCGGCCUGGCGGCUAUUCGAAGGGGGACUGGCCGAUGGCGAUUAACAACGGCAACGUUCUCGGACUGCUCCUGCAGCAGGCACCGCACUCGCUCGGGAGCAGCUGGCGGACGCUCGAGGGCGUCUUGCCGGAUCAUCACCCGGUGAUCUCGUUUCUGGCGUCGGCGCUGCUAGGCCAAGGGUAG
Messenger RNA from Cordyceps militaris CM01, 804 nucleotides. RefSeq lists its product as uncharacterized. Bases 1 to 804 code for a protein of 267 amino acids. The record is from RefSeq and is a predicted model, not a curated record. NCBI's taxonomy places the organism in Eukaryota, Fungi, Ascomycota, Sordariomycetes, Hypocreales, Cordycipitaceae. The transcript has 4 exons.